Messenger RNA from Anneissia japonica, 1015 nucleotides. RefSeq names its product cyclic AMP-dependent transcription factor ATF-3-like. Gene Ontology annotation, biological process: regulation of transcription by RNA polymerase II. The record is from RefSeq and is a predicted model, not a curated record. NCBI's taxonomy places the organism in Eukaryota, Metazoa, Echinodermata, Crinoidea, Comatulida, Comatulidae. The transcript has 3 exons. Gene Ontology annotation, molecular function: DNA-binding transcription factor activity, RNA polymerase II-specific; RNA polymerase II cis-regulatory region sequence-specific DNA binding. The coding region runs from base 276 to 677 and encodes 133 amino acids. Gene Ontology annotation, cellular component: nucleus.
UGUAUAAUAUGUUUAAUAGUACUUUUAAUUUGUAUUCGCAUAAUAACAGUAUGAAAUUAUGUUUUAAAACAUGGUAAAUUUAUUUACAUGAUUAUUAUUAUAUAUUGAUUAUUUUAUAGGGUCUAUAUAAUAAAUAUUUACCAAUGAAAACUUCCAUUUUAACUCGUCAAUCUAUUAGUGGAUUUGGAUUGGCUAAGCUCAUACGCUCGUAGUUUGCUGUCCGUAUACCAUGCCUUAAACUUACGUCACUCGUAUACAUACGGUCGUAGAAUAACAUGUUGAGAUCAAAGCAGAGCCAGAUAUCACCAAAAUGCACCACCGAAGAGUCGCAAAAAAACGAUGAUAUUGUUCAUGAAAAUAACCGAACUCCUGGAACGACUAACAAGAAACUGGCAUCAAUAAAGGUUGCCAAUGUUGAAUCAACUUCGAAAAGACAAAUGAAACGUACUAGAAAUAGAGAGUUGGCCCAGAAGAGUCGCAAUAGACGCCGAGAGAAGGUUAUGUCACUUGUUUUGGAAUCUGAAAAACUUGAUGCCAGACAGAAAGAAUUGACGGCCGAGGUGAGUCUACUGCAACAAGAAGCCAACCAACUUGUGUAUAUUCUUGAGUGCCAUCGCUGUCACUAUGGUAACGCCUGUCCGAUUGUUCACAGCAACAUACACUUUGGAGUCCAAUAAUAAACCAUACUGGCUUUCUCAACUCGUUUCUCCGUUUGUCAUACCAUGGAGGUAUGAAAGAAAUGCACAGAGCGUGCAGCGAAAAAAGGACGCAAGCUCAUGGUUGAACCAUCUCCUUUUUUUUUAUACAUCCAUGGUCAUACUCCCUCAAGGUUGAUCCCGCUUAAUCUUUCGUGUGCUAUUAAACCCGGAUUAACCAUGGUAUAAAGCAUUAGAUCAUUGGUGGCCAGUUUUAUCCUCAUAGUCUCUGAUUAAUUUUUGGGGUAGGUGUAUAUAAGUAAGAAUAUCCGUUUUAUGUAUAUUUUUGUAAUGUUGCGGAUAAUAGCCCUUGAUGGCUU